Messenger RNA from Salarias fasciatus (jewelled blenny), 2740 nucleotides. It is a transcript of the gene ace2, whose product is annotated as angiotensin I converting enzyme 2. The transcript has 18 exons. Gene Ontology annotation, biological process: proteolysis. The record is from RefSeq and is a predicted model, not a curated record. Lineage: Eukaryota; Metazoa; Chordata; Actinopteri; Blenniiformes; Blenniidae. The coding region runs from base 1 to 2451 and encodes 816 amino acids. Gene Ontology annotation, cellular component: plasma membrane. Gene Ontology annotation, molecular function: metallopeptidase activity; peptidyl-dipeptidase activity.
AUGUCUGCUAGAAGUCUUGUGGCUCUGCUGGCCGUGUGCUGCGCCGCGUCUGCCCAGUCGGACGUGGAGAACAGAGCGAGGGAGUUCCUGGACCAGUUUGACGCUAGCGCCGGCGACCUGGUGUACCAGUACUCUCUGGCAUCGUGGGCCUACAACACCAACAUCACCAAGGAGAACGCAGACAAUGUGACGGAACAGGGGAACAUCUGGGGGGCUUUCUACGCCAAGGCCUCGGCAGAGUCCCAGAGUUUCCCCAUCGACCAGAUCAGCGACCCAGAAAUCAAGUUACAGCUCAUCUCUUUACAAGACAAAGGCUCCGGUGCCUUGACCGCAGACAAAUCUGCUCAUCUGAGUAAGGUCAUGAGUGAGAUGAGUACGAUCUACAGCACGGCCACAGUGUGUAUGAUCGACGACCCCCUGAACUGCCAGACUUUGGAGCCAGGCCUGGAGAGCGUUAUGGCCAACAGCCGAAACUACUCCGAGCGCCUGCAUGUGUGGGAGGGCUGGAGGAGAGAGGUGGGGAAGAGGAUGAGGCCUCUGUACGAAGACUACGUGGAUCUGAAGAACGAAGCUGCCAAACUGAACGGAUUUGAAGACUAUGGAGCUUACUGGAGAUACAAUUACGAGACCAUUGAGGAGGAUCCUAAGUAUAAAUACACCAGAGAUCAGCUGAUGGGUGACAGCCGCUCAAUAUACCAACAGAUCCUCCCCUUAUACAAAGAGCUUCAUGCAUACGUGAGAGCCAAGCUCAUGGAAGUGUACCCACACAUCGAUGCAGAGGGACCGCUGCCUGCCCACCUGCUGGGUGACAUGUGGGGGAGAUUCUGGACCAACCUGUACCCGCUGACAGUCCCUUAUCCAGCCAAACCAGACAUUGAUGUGAGCAAGACCAUGGUGGAGCAGGGCUGGACUGAGGAGCGACUCUUCAAAGAAGCAGAGAAGUUCUUUGAGUCUGUGGGCCUGUACACCAUGUUUGACAACUUUUGGACGAACUCCAUGCUCACGAGGCCCACGGACGGCCGCAGUGUGGUGUGCCACCCCACAGCCUGGGACAUGGGAAACAGGAAGGACUUCAGGAUUAAAAUGUGCACCAAGGUCAACAUGGACGAUUUCCUCACAGUGCACCAUGAGAUGGGUCACAACCAGUACCAGAUGGCCUAUCGUAACCUGUCCUACCUUCUGAGGGACGGAGCCAACGAGGGUUUCCACGAGGCGGUCGGAGAAAUCAUGUCCCUCUCUGCUGCAACUCCCAAACACAUGCAGAGCCUCGAUCUCCUGCCCGCCAACUUCACUUACGAUGAGGAGACGGAGAUCAACUUCCUCCUGAAGCAGGCGCUCACCAUCGUGGCCACGCUGCCGUUCACGUACAUGCUGGAGGAGUGGCGCUGGCAGGUGUUUGCAGGCAACAUUCACAAAGACGAAUGGAUGCAGCGCUGGUGGGAGAUGAAGAGGGAGCUGGUUGGCGUGGUGGAACCAGUACCGAGAGACGAGACGUACUGUGACCCCCCUGCUCUGUUCCACGUGUCUGGAGACUAUUCUUUCAUCAGGUACUUCACAAGAACCGUCUACCAGUUUCAGUUCCAGAAAGCUCUGUGCAACGCUUCAGGCCACACCGGGGCCCUGUCCUCCUGCGACAUCACCGGCUCCAUCCCCGCCGGAACCAAGCUGAGGAACAUGCUGGAGCUAGGAAGAUCGCAAUCCUGGACCCGAGCGUUAGAAACCAUCGCUGGUGACAUUAGGAUGGAUGCGGUCCCCCUGCUGGACUACUUCCAAAAACUAUAUGACUGGCUGGUGGCAGACAACAAAAAGCACAACAGGCACGUGGGCUGGAAGACAACAGUGGAUCCAUGUGAGUGCACAAGUUCUUUUUGCACAGAUUCAGAAAAUGCUAUCAAGGUGCGGCUGAGUUUGAAGACCGCAUUGGGUGACAAAGCUUAUCCCUGGAACGCCAAUGAGCUGUACCUGUUCAGAGCCAGCAUGGCUUACGCUCUGAGGCAGUACUACAGCCAGAAGAACCGGACCAUCGACUUCACUGCAGAGAACGUCCUCGCCUAUCACGAGACUCCCAGAAUCUCCUUUUUUAUUGUUGUCACCGACCCGGCAACUCCGUCUGUAUACAUCCCAAAGGGCGAUCUGGAGGCAGCCAUUAGGUUAUCUCGAGGUCGGAUCAACAACGCCUUCCAGUUGGACGACUGGACGCUGGAGUUCGAGGGAAUCGUUCCCACGCUAGCGCCUCCCUACGAGCAGCCGGUGGAGGUCUGGCUGGUGGUGUUUGGUGUGGUGAUGGGAGUCGUGGUGCUGCUGGGCCUCUACCUCAUCAUCUCAGGUGUCCGACAACGCAAGAAGACAUCUCCGGACAUCAAAUCCGUGGAGAAUCCGUACGACGCGAGCAGUGAAGGACACAGUAACAAAGCUUAUGAUGACAGUGACAAUGAACAAACUGGAUUUUGAAUCCGAGCUGAGAGGCCGAAGGGCGUGAAAUGAUCGGCUGGCUACAGCACUGUCAAAUUCGCUGCCCAAAAGUGCAAACGCCUUUCAGUAUAUAAAUGAUGUAAUUUUGAUUUUCAUCAAGCCUUUGCAGUUUGUCAUCAUGAUUACACUGUUUAUUGUGAAUAUGUGAAAAUAUUUGCUGGGAGUCACAGCUGUUGUACAGCAGAUUUUGACAUUCAAGAAUGAGAUGCAGUUGCAACACAAACACAACAUUAUCAUUAAAAUUUAGAAACAAAAAGUUCUAUUUUGA